AUGGGCGUCGGGGCGCCGCUCACGACGGCGCUGCUCUGCGUCCUCGCGCUUCUCGUGGGCGCGCUGGGCGUUUCCUCGGGCGUGAGCGCUGACACUCCCGUCCAGGACAUCCUGCGCGCCGGCCUGAAAGCGCGCGACGCCCGCCUGCUCUCGGAGACGGAGCCCCAGGGCGAGCUCGGCUUCCUGACGCCGGGUCAGACCGUGGAGGCGCCGUUCAGGCGGAAGGAAGCCGGUUUCUUGCCGCGCGCCAUCCCGGACGCGGGCGCUCUUGAGACCUCCAUCUCCAUCUCGGGGAGCGACUCUCUGGUGGCGACCGGCUGUAUCAUCGACAGAAUCGGCGUCGAAAUCAACAUCACCCACCCGAGGGUCCAGGAUCUGGACAUCUUUCUGCAGGGACCUGCGAAGACCGAGGUCGAGCUCGCCACCGACGUCCGCGGCGGGUCGGCGAACGCGACCCUGCGGCUGUUCGACGCUGGCGAUGUCGACAGCACCGGCAGGCGCCCCGUGCUCGUGCGCGUCGACGAAGCGUCCGGUCCGCUCGUGGGGGACUUCGCUCCCGAGGAGGGCCUGACGCCCAUGUUCCGCGGCAAGUCGCCGGCGGGCACGUGGACGCUCAAGGUGUCGGAUGACACGCCGUCGCCCUCCGGCGCCACGCAGGAGCUGCUGGGCUUCGCGCUGCUGUUCCAGUGCCGCGGCGAGGAGCGCGUCAAGUUCGAGAAGGAGCCGCGCGAUUUGAACGGCGACCCGGUCGCUCUUGACGCGCUGAUCGUCAUCGACAGCCUGGAGGUGGCGGCCGAGGACAGCUGCACUGUCGACGCCGUUGACCUUGACUUCUCGCUGCGGCUCAACUACACGAGCGCGGGGGCGAAGGUGUUGCCUUACAUCGUCAAGAUCCCCCCGGGCGUUCCGCUGCUGAACGCGACCGCGUUUUUGGACGGCGUCGGCGACGGGACGCUGCCUGGCAUCAACAUCAACUUUGCAGGGCCGACUUCGCCGGGAGUGCAGACCGUGAACGUCGCCGCGAGCGGUAUCUCGACGUUCGACGGUGCACCCUCUGAGGGCAACUGGUUCUUCGUACUGGUCAAUUUCGACGUUGCGGCUGAGGACGCGCUGCUGUCCUGGUCGGUGUCGGUGUCCUGCCGGCCGACGCGGGUCUUCCCGCCGACGUGCCCCGCGGGGUACAACGACGCCGUGCCUGCGUCGCUGCAGCGGGAGCGGCGGCUGCUCGCCUCUGAGGCCAGGAGGAUGAUGGCGGGCAACUCCACCAGCAACGCGACGGUCGUCCCUGACGCCACCGUCGCGCCCACGGUGCCGCUCAACAUCUCGGGCGCGUUCCAGUACGCGCUGGACCUGUCGACCACCGCGGGCCUCACGGCGCUCGAGUGGUCCUCGCGGUUCUCGAGUGUAUACCGUGUGGCGAUCAACACAACUGUCGACACAGACGCCGAGGUCGUCCGCUUUAACGGACCCAGCACCAGCGAUGCCGGCGCGCUCGUCUUCAUGCCCUUCACCGCGGAGGAGCUCGGCGCGGCCGUCAACGUCUGGGCCGAUGUGCGUGUGGGCGAUGCCAUCGCUGCCACGUCUGGCGAGUUCUGGCUUACCAUCAGCGGAGCCGACGAGGACACGACCAGGAGUGCGCAGGGAUACGAUGUGUACGAGUCGCGCAACGAGAUGGGUCGCAACAUUCGGGCUGGCGUCGCCCACGACCGCGCGAAGGACCAGUACUACCUCUACGUCCGCGUCGGAAACUACGUGGCGCUCAGCCAGAAGAUGUCUGCGUUCGAUGACGGCAUGUGGCGCACGCUCCAUCUGCAGCUGGAUCGCGACACCGGCGUCGGACUGAUCCAGUUCGGCGAGGUUUCGUACGACUUCGUGGUCCCGAAGAACCUGCUCUGGGUCCCGGACCUGCGGCACAACGGCACCGUGCUGGCCGCCGCCCGGAGCCUGUCCAACUCAGACGUGCCAGCGGCCACUUACGAGCUGCGCAACAUCUUCUUCUGCGGCAACCCGCUCGGCGCCCCCCGCACGGCGCCCGAGAACCCCACUCCUGGGGUUGACGUCGGGCUCGCUGUUGCCUGGCGCCAGAGCGGCCUGGGCUCGGGUGUGUCGAUCCCGGCGCGCGGUGCUCGCGAGAUCUCCAUGUCAGUCUCGUCUUCGGACGAAGUGGCGCGUAGAUGCGUCCUCGAGCAGCUUCUGGUGGCCGUGGAGGUGGAGCACCCCCGCGUUGGCGACCUCGACAUCGCCGUGCGGGCGCCAGACGGCACGCAGGCGCUCCUGUGGGCGGGCGACGCUCAACAGACCGGCAGCGACCUCCGCGCGGUGUUCUGGGACGGCUCCUCGGUCCCCCCAGGCAGCGUGGACGGUCCAUACAUAAGCGGGGCGAUCGACCUCGAGGCGGGCCGCGACGGGCAGAGCGUGCGUCCGGCGCAUGCGCUUGGAGUCAUGCGCCGGCACGAGAUUGAAGGCACCUGGACGCUCAAGGUCUCCGACCGCACUCCGAGCGCUGCUGGCAGCGCGACAGCACCCCCCGACGACACGCGCAGCAUCAAGAGCUGGGCGCUGGGCUUCGUGUGCGGCGACCCCGUGCGGAACUUCACGCGGGAGCCGGAGCUGCCCCUCGGGGACCGGCAGUGGACGGUGGACACCCUGACCAUCGCCCCGGAGGACUCGUGCAUCGUCGAGGACGUCGACAUCACGCUCAACAUCUCACACCCGCACGCUCAGGACCUCGGAGUGUACCUGACCCGGCAGUUCAAGUCCAUCGAGAUGUACCAGCAGCUUGGCGUUGGGGGGCUCGACGGCGCAGUCAUCACCUACGGUGACAACGUCUACGGGGAGGACGGAUCGAUCCCGCUGACGCCCAGCAUCUGGCGGCGCAACAUGCUUUACGUGCCGUCGUACGCGAGGUUCACGUCGACCGAUUACACUACUUUCAGGGCCAGCGCUUUCGAGAGCGGCUCGAGCGAGGGGACGUGGACGCUGCGCAUCAAGGACGACUUCAGCGGCGACAACAACGGGACCGUGCUGCACAACUGGAGCCUGAGGGUCAUGUGCCGCAGCGAGAUUCCGCGCAUCGAGGAGCUGGAGUGCGAAGGCGGGCCGCGGCGCCAGGUGAACGCAACUGAUCUGUCUCGGGGCGAGAAGUUCUACUGGCUGAACGGCGGCUCAACGACAUCACUCGCAGCGCGCGAGCUGGUGGUCGACACGGCGUCUGGCGUGACCACUCUCGCGUCUGGAGCCGAUGAGGACCUGGCGGGCUUCCUGUUCCUUCCCAAGGACGUCGCAAACACGUCCGCCCUCGGCAGCAUGAUCGACAUCUCGGCGGAGCUCUCGCUGUACGGCGACGUGUCUCGGCAAGACGGCGCAGUGUGGAUCGAAGUCGGUCAGGAGGAUCCCUCAAUCGAGCGGCCCCCUUCCUACAUCGGAUUCAGCCCGCACAGGAGUGACCGUAUGAGCAUUCGCGCCGGCCUGGAGUGGGGCGAGUUCCGCAAUGCACCGACCGUCUUCGUGCAGGCCGGGUCGCACCGCUUCACGGCGCAGCUGUCGGACAGUGUCUACUACAACAGCGACUGGAGAACGUUCAGGCUGGUGCUCAACAUGACGUCUCUGACGGGGCGCGUGAGGUUCGGGUCCGAGUCCGUGUCGUUCUACCUGCCGGCGUCCGUCGUCCUCGAGAUCGGCGAGGGUUCCCGGGUGUUCCUCGGAACGUGGACUGACCCUACGCGGUCCUGGUCGGUUGUGCAGCAGCGCGUGCGAAACGUCAGCUUCUGCCCCUCGGCACGUUCCGCCGCAUACGACGCUGUGCAGUCGCCGGCGGUGCCGCGCCCGAGCGUGUCGUACACGUUCGGCACGUUUGACAGGAACAAUGCCAUCCCUGAUCACGGCGCGACGGAGGCGCGCACCUCAGUGUCGUCUUCGUACGGAUCGGGUAGCUCUUUCUACGCUUGUCCGAUACUCAGCGUGAAGGUCACCGCCACCAUCGUGCACCCGCGGCCCGAGGAUCUCCAGUUGCGCCUCAAGUCCCCCGCUGGGAAGGAAGUCCUGCUCUCCGGCGCAGGGGCGAACGGCACGGUGGUGUUCAGCGACGGCGCGGCGCAGACCAUCUCCGAGAUGGGCGCCCUCACCCCCGGUAUGUCGACAGAAGCCCGGCCCGACGAGCCCUUGUCAGCUUUCACUGGCUUCUACCCAGACGGCACCUGGACCCUGAAGGCAUCGGACGGGGUGCCAGGCGGCGUCGGUGAGCAGGUUUUGCGAGACUGGGAGCUCGAGCUGGAGUGUCACGAGGUGUUCGCCUUCACAACGGGCCGAGAAAUGGCGAUCCCUGACGGCUCGUAUGCGACAGACACCGUGACCAUUGCCGAGGAGGACGGCUGCGAGAUCUUCCAGAUCCGCGUCCGCCUGGACCUGACGCACCCGCACACCGACGACCUGCGCGUCUUCCUGCGCAGCCCCCAGGGGCGACUUCAGACUUUGUACAACGAGCCGGGCGUCAGUGGCUCCCCAUACAACUUCUCCUCGAACGCGUACACCUCAACGUCCUUCCGGUCGACGUCCAGUGCUGGCAACUGGACGUUGCUGGUUCAGGAUGACUUCAAGGCAGACGUUGGCACCCUGGCGUCAUGGUCGCUGGAGACCAUUUGCUAUGGCGAGCCCCUGGCAGUGUUGGAGCAGGUGUGCGAGGGCGAGGGCGCGCUGGCGGUUGAGGCGGCGGCCGUGGGCAGCGCGCUGGUGCUGGACGGGUCCAGUCGUGUGGCCCGCACCAACACGAGCACGUACAACGCGACCGAGGGCGGCGUCAUCACGCUGCGGCCGGAGGGCCCGUUGACGAGCCGGCGGCUGGCGAUGGCGUACCUGGAGGGCGUGAACGCGUCGGCGGUGCUGGCGAGCGGGACGCUGGACGUGACGUUUGACGUGCAGUGGGACUUCACGGGGGCGUCGUGGGAGGGGUACGUGUUUGUGGACGUGGGCGUGGAGAGCGCCGCGGAGGUGGAGGGCGACUCGUACACGGCGCUGGACAGCCCGAACGACUCGGUGGGCGGGGCGGCGCGCGUGAUGCUGCGCAACUCGUACGGGAGGUGGUACGCGCUGCUGCGCACGCCCGACAGGAGCGUGGAGAUGGAGGUGGAGCAGGAGGUGGUGUCGGGGGAGACGUACAGGGUGCGGGUGCGGUACGACCUGACCACGCUGGAGACGCGCGUUGAGGUGGGCAGCGAGGAGCGGUACUACGGCAUGGUCUCCAGCAACGUCCUUGACGCGCCGGUGCACGAGGGGGUGCGCGUGGGCGUGUUUGCGGGUGCCAGCGCGUCGGAGGUGCAGGAGGUGCGCGUGGGCAGCAUGAGCUUCUGCGGGGGCAAGCACGCGGCGGUGGCAGGCGAGGGCCCAGUGCGCGGACGGGACCUGCCACGGCAGUGGCGGAGGGUCGAGGCCGACGGGCAGACGACGGUGCUGAUCGGCGUGGCCGGGAGCGUGGACGCGAGCACGGCGAGCGACGUGCUGGUCGUGGGGUCGGACGGGCAGACGCUGGUGGCGACGAACACGUCUGCGUACAACGCGACGACGGGCGCGGUGACGGUGGUGCCGCAGGGCAGCGGGUCGGUGGCGCUGGCUGUCGCAGCGGCGGAGGGCGUGGCGCCGUCGCGGUUGACUGGGCAGGGCGGCAAGCUGGACGUGUCGUUCGACGUGAUGAUGGAGUUCAACGAGACGAUGACCUCUGGCGGGGACUACGUGUUUGUGGACGUGGGCGCGGAGGGGCUGGAGGGCCUGGCGGGCGAGGACCGCGGUCAAGUGCUGUCGCAGCUGCGGGGGUCAUCAGUGCGCAUCGCGUUUGACAGGCAGUACUCGUCGAUCUGGGAGGGCUGGUUGGACAGCGACCUGACGGGCGUGAGGGUUGGGGCGUUCGACCAGCCCGGUGGGUCCUCGCCCCUGACGCUGCGCGCGGCGCACGUGAGCAACAUCAAGUUCGCGGAGUACGGCAUCGCGGAGGUGCCGGACCACGGGGCGGCGGAGGUGGAGACGCGCGUGUCGCGGUCGGCGCUGUCGAGCUUCGCGGGCUGCACGGUGCAGGACAUGCAGGUGCGUGUGGAGGUCGCGCACGAGUCGGCAUGGGACCUGGAGCUGCGGGUGAAGUCGCCGAGCCAGCGCGAGGUGCUGCUGUGGGGCGGCGACGGUGUGGCGCGGGCGGCGGGCGCGGGCGCGGGCGCGGGGCGGGCGGGCGUGGCGGCGGUGUUUUGGGACAACGCGACGGUGGCGGCCGGGAGCGACGCGGCGCUGCCGCUGACGGGCGUGGUGCGGCCGCAGGGGCGGCUGCGGGACUUUUUCGGCGAGGACCCGGAGGGCACGUGGGUGGUGAAGGUGUCGGACGGGCGGGCGAGCGACGCGGCGGAGCUGGCGGAGCGCGCGCAGGGGGUGCGGGCGGUGGAGCUGUUGUUUGCGUGCGACGGGCCGCGGCGCGGGUACGUGGCUGACGUGGGCGAGGCGGUGCCGGACGGGGGCGUGCUGGUGUCGACGCUGGAGGUGGCGGCGGAGGACAGCUGUCCGCUGCGGUACGUGGACGUAAGCGUGGACAUACCGCACCGGCACGUGAAGGACGUGUACGUGUACCUGACGGCGCCGAACAGGGAGGCGCGGCGGCUGUACUUCGGUGACAUCCAGGGGCGCGACGGCGAGGCGAACGUGACGGGGGCGCUGCUGCCACAAACGACGGCGUACCGGCUGGACGAGAGCGCGGGCGCGUGGGAGCUGCGUGUGUACGACGACUUUGGGUCGGACCUGGGGUCGCUGGCGUCGUGGAACAUGACGCUGACGUGCGAGCCGGAGGUGCUUGGUGUGGUGGAACAGGUGUGCGAGGGCGAGGGCGCGCUGGCGGUUGAGGCGGCGGCCGUGGGCAGCGCGCUGGUGCUGGACGGGUCCAGUCGUGUGGCCCGCACCAACACGAGCACGUACAACGCGACCGAGGGCGGCGUCAUCACGCUGCGGCCGGAGGGCCCGUUGACGAGCCGGCGGCUGGCGAUGGCGUACCUGGAGGGCGUGAACGCGUCGGCGGUGCUGGCGAGCGGGACGCUGGACGUGACGUUUGACGUGCAGUGGGACUUCACGGGGGCGUCGUGGGAGGGGUACGUGUUUGUGGACGUGGGCGUGGAGAGCGCGGCGGAGGUGGAGGGCGACUCGAGCGUGGAGAUGGAGGUGGAGCAGGAGGUGGUGUCGGGGGAGACGUACAGGGUGCGGGUGCGGUACGACCUGACCACGCUGGAGACGCGCGUUGAGGUGGGCAGCGAGGAGCGGUACUACGGCAUGGUCUCCAGCAACGUCCUUGACGCGCCGGUGCACGAGGGGGUGCGCGUGGGCGUGUUUGCGGGUGCCAGCGUCGGAGGUGCAGGAGCGAGCGACAUGGUGGUCGUGGGGUCGGACGGGCGAACGCUGGUGGCGACGAACACGUCUGCGUACAACGCGACGACGGGCGCGGUGACGGUGGUGCCGCAGGGCAGCGGGUCGGUGGCGCUGGCUGUCGCAGCGGCGGAGGGCGUGGCGCCGUCGCGGUUGACUGGGCAGGGCGGCAAGCUGGACGUGUCGUUCGACGUGAUGAUGGAGUUCAACGAGACGAUGACCUCUGGCGGGGACUACGUGUUUGUGGACGUGGGCGCGGAGGGGCUGGAGGGCCUGGCGGGCGAGGACCGCGGUCAAGUGCUGUCGCAGCUGCGGGGGUCAUCAGUGCGCAUCGCGUUUGACAGGCAGUACUCGUCGAUCUGGGAGGUCAGAGUGGAGAUUUCGGGUGUUGCUGUUGCUGCUCUGCGCGAAAGCUCGGCGACGCUGCAGUCCGGCACAACAUACCGCGUGCGCCUCACGGCGGACCCGACAGACGGGAGGCUCGAGCUCUUCCUGGACGGCAGCUUGGUUGAGACGGGCGAUGCCGACUUGGUUGCCGUGUCUGUCCGGCUUCUCGGUCUGCCGGGCUCGGUGGAGGGCUGGUUGGACAGCGACCUGACGGGCGUGAGGGUUGGGGCGUUCGACCAGCCCGGUGGGUCCUCGCCCCUGACGCUGCGCGCGGCGCACGUGAGCAACAUCAAGUUCGCGGAGUACGGCAUCGCGGAGGUGCCGGACCACGGGGCGGCGGAGGUGGAGACGCGCGUGUCGCGGUCGGCGCUGUCGAGCUUCGCGGGCUGCACGGUGCAGGACAUGCAGGUGCGUGUGGAGGGCGCGCACGAGUCGGCAUGGGACCUGGAGCUGCGGGUGAAGUCGCCGAGCCAGCGCGAGGUGCUGCUGUGGGGCGGCGACGGUGUGGCGCGGGCGGCGGGCGCGGGCGCGGGGCGGGCGGGUGUGGCGGCGGUGUUUUGGGACAACGCGACGGUGGCGGCCGGGAGCGACGCGGCGCUGCCGCUGACGGGCGUGGUGCGGCCGCAGGGGCGGCUGCGGGACUUUUUCGGCGAGGACCCGGAGGGCACGUGGGUGGUGAAGGUGUCGGACGGGCGGGCGAGCGACGCGGCGGAGCUGGCGGAGCGCGCGCAGGGGGUGCGGGCGGUGGAGCUGUCGUUUGCGUGCGACGGGCCGCGGCGCGGGUACGUGGCUGACGUGGGCGAGGCGGUGCCGGACGGGGGCGUGCUGGUGUCGACGCUGGAGGUGGCGGCGGAGGACAGCUGUCCGCUGCGGUACGUGGACGUAAGCGUGGACAUUCCGCACCGGCACGUGAAGGACGUGUACGUGUACCUGACGGCGCCGAACAGGGAGGCGCGGCGGCUGUACUUCGGUGACAUCCAGGGGCGCGACGGCGAGGCGAACGUGACGGGGGCGCUGCUGCCACAAACGACGGCGUACCGGCUGGACGAGAGCGCGGGCGCGUGGGAGCUGCGUGUGUACGACGACUUUGGGUCGGACCUGGGGUCGCUGGCGUCGUGGAACAUGACGCUGACGUGCGAGCCGGAGGUGCUUGGUGUGGUGGAACAGGUGUGCGAGGGCGAGGGCGCGCUGGCGGUUGAGGCGGCGGCCGUGGGCAGCGCGCUGGUGCUGGACGGGUCCAGUCGUGUGGCCCGCACCAACACGAGCACGUACAACGCGACCGAGGGCGGCGUCAUCACGCUGCGGCCGGAGGGCCCGUUGACGAGCCGGCGGCUGGCGAUGGCGUACCUGGAGGGCGUGAACGCGUCGGCGGUGCUGGCGAGCGGGACGCUGGACGUGACGUUUGACGUGCAGUGGGACUUCACGGGGGCGUCGUGGGAGGGGUACGUGUUUGUGGACGUGGGCGUGGAGAGCGCGGCGGAGGUGGAGGGCGACUCGUACACGACGCUUGACAGCCCGAACGACUCGGUGGGCGGGGCGGCGCGCGUGAUGCUGCGCAACUCGUACGGGAGGUGGUACGCGCUGCUGCGCACGCCCGACAGGAGCGUGGAGAUGGAGGUGGAGCAGGAGGUGGUGUCGGGGGAGACGUACAGGGUGCGGGUGCGGUACGACCUGACCACGCUGGAGACGCGCGUUGAGGUGGGCAGCGAGGAGCGGUACUACGGCAUGGUCUCCAGCAACGUCCUUGACGCGCCGGUGCACGAGGGGGUGCGCGUGGGCGUGUUUGCGGGUGCCAGCGCGUCGGAGGUGCAGGAGGUGCGCGUGGGCAACAUGAGCUUCUGCAGAGGCAACGUUGCCACCGUCUAUCCUGACAUGGCGGAGACGGUGUUUUCAAGCUCGACGGAGUACGUCACCUCGAGCGGCCAGCCGCAUUGGAUUCCAGGCGGGGGCAGCACCGAAAUCUCACUCGCCCGAAUCCUGAGUUCGACAGGUUUCGACUGCGACGUCACUGACGGUGCCAUUGACAUCGACGUCGCCCACGCGAAUCCCGAGAAUCUGCAGUUCUAUCUGCAGGCGCCAUCUGGGCACGGGAUCGCGCUGCGGGUUCCCGCGACCAAUUUGAGUGUCGAGCCCCUGAGCACUGAAACUCCCGUCGCACCGAGCAUCGUGUCCAGCGCCUUGAACGGGGGUGCGAUGGCCGCAAGCGCGGAUGUCCUCGUGGUCACGGGCGGCGCAGGGGUCGACGUGUUCGAGCGCGACGCCCAGGGAGCCUGGUCUGCGGUGGACGUGCUGCCACCCCCCGUGAACGCAUCUACGAACUUCGGUGCGCGCGCACGCACCUUGGCGGUGAUCGGGGACAACCGCGUCUUCGUCUCCGACCCGGGCGUUGGGGGAUCGGGCGGGGCAGUCUUCUCGUACGUCCGUGCCGCCGGCGGCUCAUGGGUGCUCAGUCAAAAGCUGGCGUCGCCAGACGCUCAUUUUGGUGCGGCUGUGGACGUCGCCGGGGACGACAUGCUCGUCGUAAUGUCGGAGAAGAGCCUGCACGUGUACGCUUCGAACGACUCGUCGACCUGGAAGUUGAACCAGACGCUGGAGCUCAAUUACGUGGCGCCGAAUGGAGAGCCCGAGGCGCUCGCGGUGUCGCCCGGCUUCAUCGCCGUCGCGGACGUGUCGAGUCUGUCUUCCGGGUACUCGUCGUCAUUCUUCGUCUACGAGAAGAGCGCAGAUGGGCGCUGGACACUGAUGCAGCGUGUGUACCGCCCAGACACGACUGCCCUUGCCUUCAGCGACAACGAGCUGCUCGUCGGCAAAGAACAAUUCGGCGUCGGGAGCGUCACCGUCUUCCCGCUCACGGACGGCUUUACGCGCUUCAGCGUCAUCCAGCCAGUCGAUAAUCGCAGGGGAGGAAAUUUUGGUGCAUCCAUCGUGGUGCGAGAUGGCACAGCCGUCCUGGCGGCCCCCGGCUACGCGAGCAACUGCAGCGAUGGUCAGAUCGGCACCCUCGGUGCGCUGUACGUCAUGAACCGCGCGCAGGACGGUGCGUGGCUCCUCGACGAGCAGCCACUGCUGCAGCCGUGUUCUGAUGACUUUGUGCUCCCAGAGACCAACGGGCAGGUCGCCCUCUCGCGCGGUCACGUGCUGACGGCAUUCAACCGCACCAGGCUCAGCAUUCAGACCACGGAAUCGGGCCCGGGUGCGGUGUUCGAGACGCAGCUGCCGACGGCCAUAGUUGGCACAUCUCGCAUCACCAUCGGCGGGCUCUCCAUGAACACAACGGACGCGACGGACGGCAGGAUAUUCGUCGAGUCGCUCGAGCCCUUCACUGCCCUUGCUGGCAUCAACGGCCGCAGGGGAACCUGGACGCUGAAGGUUCAUGACUCGGGAAUGCACCAGCACGCCGCUGUCCGACACAUCGUGAAUGCGAAGCUGCGCCUGUCCUGCUCAGGAGGGAACGUGUCGCGCUCGCUCGACGCCGCUGUCCCCGACAACGGCAAGCUGGUUGACACGAUCGAGAUCAGCAACAGCCGGGGCUGCUUGGUGGACGGAGUCCGCGCCAACCUCGACAUCAAGCACCGGCACGUCAAGGACCUCGUCGUGUACUUGGGCAGGCCGGACGGCGUCGUUGAGCGGCAGUAUUACGGGGACACCCAGGGCCUGGACGGCGUUGCAGACCUGGAGCGCUCUAUCCACCUGGGCAACCAGUUCAGCGGCCGGGACGUGUCGGGCAAGUGGACGCUCCAUGUCUACGACGACUUCGGGUCCGAUCUAGGGUCGCUUUUAUCCUGGAGCUUGACAUUCGCCUGCCGGGGCAAGCUGCCUGCAUCGUGCUACAACGCUGAGACUGUGGCGCACCCUCUCUCCGACAUCGUGUCCUCCAGCGUGCCACGGUACAGCUCGGCGAGUGCAGGGACCUUCGUUUCCACGGGCGAGGGUGCAAGCGUUGUGCUCUCCUCGGACACGGAGGUCUCGCACAUUGCGCGCCUCCCAGUGCCGCUCUCUUUGACUGGGACGACGUUCAAGUUCUGGUCCGAGUUCCGGCGCCAAGGCAUGUCCUUCUCGCGUGACAACCAACUGUGGUUCAGCUUUGGGCGGGAGACGCCUGCGCAGGCGUGGCAGUCGCGGUCCUAUUUCUCAACUGACGACAUCACGGACGGCCUAGACGAGCACGAGUUCCGCAUCGGCGUCGAGUGGCGCAGCGAACAGAGGUGCGUCAUCAUUCUCGCAGACGGGCCAUACUACUGGGGCAGUUCCGUGUUCGAAAACAACUACGACCUGCCGUCAGAGAUCUGCACUAGUGACGAGUGGCACACUUUCGUCGUGGAGAUUGGCCCGAUCCGGGCAAGCAGCAUAGACGUUAACAUCGGCUUCGAUGCGUACCGCACAGAAGCGCGCUUCAACGUGGACUUCUCUACUUCUCAGUUCGAGCAGCGCCUCCCGGGGCACAUGCUGAUUGAGGCUCGUGGCACCUCGGUGUCGGUGGGGGCGCGCUUGAUCGGCACGUCAUCCCGGAACGCCACCGUCGAGGUACGCGGCCUCACGACGUGCCGCUCCCCGGGAUCCGGCGUCCAGCCGCUGGCCCUGGCACCGGUCAAGGGCGACUGUGCACCUGACGUUGCGCGCGCUGAGGCUGCGCAGACCGCGCCGAGCACCCAACUCAGCGACGCGACUGCGAUCUGCGUCUACGCUGACGAGAGGCCUGCGUCGAACCGACCGGUCGACCGGAUGAGCGUGCCCCGCGACGCCAGGGUGACGGGCAUCAACAUCACCGUCGACCUGGAGCACACCGACUUGAGCCGCCUCUCGCUGGACCUCGUCUCGCCGAUCGGCACGGCCGUCCCUCUCGUGCGGUCGAACUCGACCUACGGAAUGCGGCUGGCGCGCACGCGCUUCUCCGACGCGGCUGCCGACACUGCUGCCGAGGGCGACAUGCCCUACAGGGGGGCGUACAGGCCCAUGGAGGCGUUCGCCGGCCUCGUCGACGAGCCUGCGACCGGAUCGUGGUGUCUCCAGGUUCGGAACGAGCCGUCUACCGCUCCGGUGAGGUACAUUUUCAAGAGCUUCCAAGUGCAGCUGGCCACGCGGGAUGGCAACCACCAGAGCCUGCGCGAGCACGCAGCCGUCACGAAGCGCAUCCCCGACGCCGCACUGCUCGAGCAGACGCUCAACAUCACGGCAGAGCGCAGCUGCACGCUCGAGGGCGCGCGCUUCGUCACGGACGUGCACCACACGCACCACACCGACAUCAGUGCAUGGUUCCAGGCGCCGACCGGGGCGUUCGGCGUGAUCACGGACGAGCACGGCUUCAAGGAGGGCAUCGACGGCGUGGUUUCGAGGUCGUACGGGUACGGCGGGAGCCAGGAGCCGGGGUACGGCUCGGGCUCGCUGUCGAACAUGCUGCGAGGCACGAACAACACGGGGCUGUGGAAGGUGUGGGUGCAGGACGACUUCGCUGGUGACGUCGGUAGCGUCAGCACGGAGAUGUGCUUCACCUGCCGCUACAGCGCGGAGCCGACGUGCCCUAUCGCCGGUCGUGCCGACAGCACACAGGUUCCUGAGGGUUUGCAGCUCAAGGACAUCGACGCAGCAGGCAACGCGUACGUCGUCGGCCAGGACUCGCGCCGCCGGGUGCUGAGGAUCCUGCGCAACAAGAGGACGGAGGUGCUGGCCUCGAACUUCGCGUCCACCCCAGAGGACAUUGCUGUGUCGCCGAGCGGCGUUGUGUACGUGGCGGUCGGCAACCAGGUCGUGCGCAUCCAAGGCCGGACUCAGAGCACCUUCGCGACGAUGACCCGCCGCCCAAUGAGGCUCGCGGUUGCCGAUGAUGACGUGCUGUUCGUCGCAACCGACCAGGACAGCGUCCUGUUGGUAACCAGCACCUCCAGCUCGGUCUUCCACCCUGCAUCUUUCUCCUCGAGCGCCAUCCGUGCGCUCACAGUCGAGCCGGGGCAGCCGCGCAGUGUGCUUGCGGCGUUCUCGAACGGGUGCGUCCAGCGUCUGCAUGGCGAUGGCACGUCAACGCCAGUCCUCGGCGUCUGCGGGAGGGUCGGGAGGCCUAUCGACGGCGACGUGGCGACGAAGACAGCGAUCUACUCCCCUGAGGGCGUCGCUGUCGACAGGACUACUGGCGACAUCUACGUCUCGGACUAUACCCUUGACGUGGUGCUGCGGGUGCGUGACGGCAGGGUGAAGAUCGUCGCGGGCCAGACCUUCGCGGAAGCACGGCCGCGCCUGGGAGAGGCUGCGAACCUGCAGCCGAUCCGCCGGCCUGGAAAGAUCUUCGUGGACACUGCAGCGAGGGAGCUCGUGUUUGAGGAGGGCAAGGGGUCCUCAGAUGCAACGAUCGUCUCCGUGCCGAUCACCGCGGACUGUGUGCCCACCCUCACGAGCCCGCCGGGUGGCUUCCUGCUGCCCACGAGCCCCCCUGCGACGACUGUGGGGCCGACCCAGCCUGGCACCAGGCCGCCCAGCGCGGCCACCACCAGGCCGCCCAGCGCGGCCACCACCAGGCCGCCCAGGAAGCAGUUCAAGGUCACCACCGCCAUCAAGAUUACGGUGAACAGGGCGCUAAAUGAGCGAGAAGUGGGCGAGCUGACGAAAAGCGCUGUGUUCAUCGUCGCUCGAGACAAAGCUGACUACGACAAGCUCCUGCAGCUGCUGGAGUCGAACGACCCGAGUUUCAAAGUACGAGUCGAGCGCGUGACGUCGGGGCGCCGCCUGCUCCAGGGCUUCGAAUACAGGGUGCGGAUCGAGUACGUCACUGAAGUUCAGGAGGAGGCCCAGAGGGCUGCCACAUCUGCGCAGCAGCUCACACAGGACACGGCGGAGUCGCAGGCCCAGCUGCUGACGCUCAUCCAGACGAGCAUUGCAGAAGCAGGCGGAGAUCCCACUGUGGUGCAGAGCGUGGCGGUGGAGCAGCCAGCACAGGUCGAGGAGACGGUGAUCGAGGACACCCCGGCGCCGGUCACGACGGCUGCGCCGAGCGACAUCACCACGCUGACGGACGGGGAACGCGUCGCGAUCCAGAACGCCUUCGCGGACGCCCUGCGGACCACGUACCCGGGCGUCGCACCUUCGAUGAUCGAGGUCCGCAUCGUAUCGGUCGCGCGCAGGCGCCUGAUGGCGCUCACGCUCGAGGUCGUCGCCAGCGUCCCAGAAUCUGUUUCCGCGGAAUCUGCCGCUUCUCUGCGCCGACAGUCCAUCAACGGUGUUCUCAACGCGUACCUUCGUGCGCGGGGCUUCACGGCAGCUGUUGAGUACGGCGACGUCACGGUGCGGCAGCCCACGGCAGGGAACGUCGUCGAGGCGACGACGCCACCGGCCACCGUCGAGCGGCGGUAA
Messenger RNA from Pedinophyceae sp. YPF-701, 15108 nucleotides. The record is from the annotation of a GenBank genome assembly. Lineage: Eukaryota; Viridiplantae; Chlorophyta; Pedinophyceae.